UUUCACUAACUUCCAAGACGACGCAGCAAUUCAACGUGUUGGAACCAUUUCCCUUUUGCAUUGUUUCUCCGGGGUGGGAAAAGCUUGUUGGACCAAUUUAUUAAAACACACAAGUGUAGCAAGUAAUGGCUUCAAGCUGUCCCGCUAGAGCUGGAGAUAGUAAUCCAGCAACACCCGUGUCGCAGUUUCCCAAGGAUGAUGUUUGUGAGAGUUCCAAUGAUGGCAGUCAGGCACCUAAACGCCGCAGAAUGGGAUCUGGUGAUAGCUCUAGAAGUUGUGAUGCUUCUAGCCAAGAUUUAGGGUGUACUUAUUUUCCUGCAGAGAAUUUGAUUGAAUAUAAAUGGCCCUCCGAUGACAUGGGUGAUUUCUACAUGUUGCAGGAACAAGUCAGUGAAUAUCUUGGAGUAACUUCAUUUAAACGUAAAUAUCCUGAUUUGGAAAGAAGAGACCUUUCUCACAAAGAAAAACUUUAUCUUCGGGAACUGAACGUCAUUACAGAAACACAGUGUACCUUGGGUUUAACAGCUGUUCGAAGUGAUGAAGUAAUUGAUCUCAUGAUUAAGGAGUAUCCUGUCAAACAUGCUGAAUAUUCAGUUAUUCUUCAAGAAAGAGAACGUAUGAGAAUCGCAAAGGAGUAUUCGCAAAUGCAACAACAAGCACCACAAAAAGUGGAACUAAGCAGGGUACCAGAAUAUAUUAAGAAAGCUGCCAAGAAAGCUGCAGAAUUCAAUAUUAAUUUUAACAGAGAAAGGAUGGAAGAAAGACGAGCUUAUUUUGAUCUUCAAACUCAUGUUAUUCAGGUGCCUCGUGGAAAGUUUAAAGUUCUGUCACCUGAGAGAACAAAGACGGGACCAUAUCCUGUUGCACUAAUUCCAGGACAGUUUCAGACCUAUUAUAAAAGGUAUUCCCCGAAUGAAUUACGUUACCUGCCUCUGAAUACAGCUUUAUAUGAGCCUCCCCUAGAUCCAGAACUACUAGCACUUGAUAGCGAUGGGGAUUCAGAUGAUGCAGAGGAAGGCCAUGGUGAUGAAAAUAAGAAAAAUAAAGGCAACACAGACUGUUCUUUGGGAAAUGCAUCAGAAGAUGACAGUACCAUUGAAAUCCAAGAGGGUACCAUUCAUGGAAAACAUAAAAUCAAAGAGAAGGUUUUCACUUCUUCUUAGGACAAUUCUGGAUAUAAAACUGAAGAAUAAAUUUAGUAACUUGGAAGUAUUGUUGUUAUUAAGGUAAUUUAGUAGUAUCUGUUUUUCCUUUUUUUUUCUUUUUUUUUUGUUGUUUGUAUAUAGCAUAUAUAAAAUCUGUAAUAAGCUAAUCAGGAGCAUGUUUACUUAUAUCAAUAUGCUGUCAUAAUUACCUGUUUAAUUUGUUUUCUAUUUGUUUGAAAAAUUAUAAAAUUUAAAUAUGGUUAUUUAUUUUGGAAAUGCAGUUCACUUUUUAGUGCCUGUAUAUGUUUUUCAUUAUAUCCUGUAUUAUUUCAACAUUUGUACAAAUGUGGUCGUAGUAAAUCUAUAUAUAUAUAAUUUCUAAACUGUGAUAUGUUUUAGCUGUAGCUAUCCAGCUGAAGAUUUUUAGCUUCCCAAUAUUCCCAGUUCUAGAACUGCUGCCCAAGAAAUGUUGUUAUUGAUCACCCAACCCAAUAUUUCAUUGACCAGCAUUCUCCUCUCUUACACAUAUAUGAAACUGUAGAAUACCUUUUAUCUUAAAGGCACUGCACAGAUGUAGCCUUCUUCUGACGUUUGGUUGCCCAACAAAGUUAUCUAGAGCAAUCCCCUCCACCAUAAAUUAGCUUGAAGUUGAGUACAGAAAGAAACAAAAUUCAAUUAAAUCAUGAAAAGCUGUCAUAAUAGAAAAUUAAUUCCUGUUUUAUUUUGUGUUUCAUGCUUUUUGAGGCAUAUGCUGAUUAACGGGGUUCAGAGUGUUGCCAUUGUUUUAAGAUUAUACAAAUUCAGCACACAAGUCUUAGUUUAGUUAACUUUAAGAGUUAACUGCAAAGAAUUAAAGUUUUUCAAAAUGGAAUAUAAUCAGUAUUCUAAUAAAUAAAUAUCUUGUAGGUUUCAUGAAAAUUGGUUUACAUGGUCCAGUCCCAACUACUUUAUUUUCAAUUUGUAAUAAAGUACUUUGAAUUUUCUGUAUUUUUGACUUUUCUCUGUUGCAUUCUCUGUUUGUCUUUAGUUAUUUAUUUACUAUCUGCAAAAUGAGUCCAAAAUAAUAGGCGAUGUCUGUGUCAGAUCCUAAACCCAUGCUUUUUCAUGCAUUCUGAUAAAUAAAAAUAAAUUUUCAAGUUGAA
Erpetoichthys calabaricus (reedfish) is the source of this 2287-nucleotide messenger RNA. It is a transcript of the gene phf10, whose product is annotated as PHD finger protein 10. Lineage: Eukaryota; Metazoa; Chordata; Cladistia; Polypteriformes; Polypteridae. The record is from RefSeq and is a predicted model, not a curated record. The transcript is spliced from 9 exons. Bases 126 to 1163 code for a protein of 345 amino acids.